AUGGCCGUCACCAUGAUGCCGUCGGCUUCCCUGGCCGAAAGGGAGGAUGGAAUGGCGACGGUCCUCGAGGGAGCCAGACAGCAGCCGUUCCGCGUCAACAGAAAGCUCCUAUGCGAAGCCUCGCCCUUCUUUUGCCAACGGCUUCAGAACCACGGUCGUCCAAGACGGGCAGCUUGCCUCUGGCUUCCCGGCGAGUCCUGCACCACGUUUGCCCUUUUCCUACACUGGGUGCACUCGCCCCAGACGUUCCGACACGUGCUCGAGGCCUCCGUCUCUGCGGCUCUCGAGACUAGCCAACGGGCUUCCCAGGACGUGCACUGGGCCCUCAUUCGUCUGCACCUCUUGGCUUCGCGUCUCGACCUACGCCGGCUGCAGGACCUGGCCAUGGACUGCGUCCAAGACCUCUAUCUGACGUGCGACUGGGACGUGCCCCCAAGCUUGAUAGCCUAUCUCUACACCCGGUGCGAGGCCGUCCCAGCGGUUCGCGCUCGUCGCUGGGCAGUCGCCAUGGUUGCCUUUUCGUGCAGCCACGGGGGUGACGACCGCCUCGUGCGGCUCGGCCAUCGUCCCCAGGACUCGGCGGCGGCGGCGGCGGCCACCUCUGACACGGCGCGCUUCCGCUCUCUGCUCAGCCUUGUCCCCGAGUUCGCGGCCGACUAUGCCGCGCACGUGCGCAAGAUGGAGGCUGCGGGCCUGGACAUCAGGUUCAAGAACCCGCAGCUGCGCAUAGCGGCGAACAAGCUGCGCAACGAGCAGCGUCUGUUCGGGUUCCGAGAAUGCUCCUUCCACUCACACCGCGCCACCGUUGGCCAGGCGCGGUGUCCGCAUCACGCGGUGCCGCCGACCUCCGUCCGCAAGGCCCCGAUGCACAGGGAAUCCGCCUGUGUGCCCAAGCCCUUGUUUUGGAAUCGCGAAGCGUGA
Ustilaginoidea virens is the source of this 921-nucleotide messenger RNA. RefSeq lists its product as uncharacterized. NCBI's taxonomy places the organism in Eukaryota, Fungi, Ascomycota, Sordariomycetes, Hypocreales, Clavicipitaceae. The record is from RefSeq and is a predicted model, not a curated record. Bases 1 to 921 code for a protein of 306 amino acids. The transcript has a single exon.